AUGAGGCAAAUUACUUCACAAAAAUAUUGUGCGAUACUUAAAGUUCUAGUAUCUGUGAAAAGUUUUGCAAAUACGGACGCUAAUGAAGCAAAUAUUCCUGAUAAUAAGGAAUAUGGUAUAAAUGAAGAUUUAGUUAUGUCAACGUUGUCUCGAGUCGUAUUAGGUAAAGAUAUACCGACUCUUCCUUUUAAUAUUGCAGAAAAAGUCGAUGCAUACGAAGGCGUAUCAAUAUGGUCUUUAUAUCAGGGAACAAAAAAGGAGGACGGAAGCCCCGUAUCUAUUUUCACUUUUGAUUGCACUAAGCAAAAAGAUAAAUUACCUUUAGCCAAAAAUGCUUUCAAGAAAUUUCGCACCAUUAGACACCCAGAUUUAUUACGUUACGUUGAUGGUGUGGAGACUGAUUCUAACAUAUAUAUCGUUACCGAAAAUGUUACUCCUUUAAUAACACAAAUUAAUGUUCGUCCUGAUGAUAAUUUAGUGUCAUGGGGCUUAUAUAAAGUGGGGAGCGCAUUAAAAUUUUUAAAUAAUGAUUGUUCAAUGAUUCAUGGUAAUGUUCGAAUUUCGUCAAUAUUUACAAAUAAAGCUGGGGAAUGGAAAUUGGCUGGAUUUGAACUUAUGAGUUCUCCCAAGGAAGACAACCCUGUGAUUUUUACUUAUGGUGGAUUAGUAGUUGAUUCUUCUAAAUAUGCUUCCCCUGAGAUCGCAAAAAAUUCUUGGAAUAAUCUAAAGGAGCAUGAUGUGUGGGUAACAGACUCGUGGAAUUACGGAACUUUGAUCUAUGAAGUGUAUAACGGAGCAUUUUCAUCUACUAAUCAACUUGAAAAUACUGGUGCUAUACCACAGAAUAUUUUAUCUCCAUAUAAACAAUUGAUAAGAGCCAAUCCAAAAUCUCGACUUAAAAUAUCUGCUUUCGUCGAUGCUUGUCUACGCCCCGGUGGAUUUUUUCAGAAUGAUCUAGUACAAAUUAAUUUAUUCUUGGAGAAUAUGAACAUUAAAGAAGCAAGGGAAAAAGAUAUCUUUUUUAAGAAAUUGAUUGAUACGAUCGAUAAAAUGCCUGGAAAUAUAUGUAAAUAUAAAAUUUUGCCAGAACUCCUUAAAGCUCUAGAAUUUGGCUCAGUAUUACCUUCUAUAAUAAAGAUCGGUGAAACUCUCGAUGAUAAUGAAUACGAACAAUUUAUAGUGACAUCUAUUAUAAAAAUGUUUGCUGUGCCUGAUCGAGCUAUGCGUCUUAGUUUGCUAGAAAAUUUAGGCUCAUUUAUUGAUCAUUUAGAUAAUAAAACGGUCAAUGAAAAAGCAACUGGAUUUACAGAUACUGCACCAAUUAUCAGAGAAAGUACCGUAAAAUCGGUUCUUUUACUCGCUCCAAAGUUGACUGAACGUGUUAUUAAUAAUGAUUUAUUACGGCAUUUGGCAAAGUUACAAAUGGAUGAAAUGCCUGGUAUUCGGACAAAUACCACUAUUUGCUUAGGCAAAAUUAGUAAAUACCUGAGUGACAGUACAAAGAAAAAAAUAUUGGUAACCGCAUUCACAAGAGCGCUGAGGGAUCCGUUUCCUCAUGCUAGAGCGGCGAGCUUGAUGGCAUUGACAGCAACACUAGAAUAUUAUGAUGCUACCGAUUGUGCAACUAGAAUAUUGCCAUGUGUGUCAGUAGUUUUGGUUGAUAAAGAGAAACCAGUACGCAUCCAAGCUUUCAAAUCGCUCGAUGUAAUUGUUAAACGAUUAGAAAAAUUGGUCGAAUCAAUGCCCGAUUCAGCUAUUUUAACUGAACAAAGUUCAGGAAAUGCCGACACUUCAUUGCCGACUUCAGUUGCUGGUAGCGUGGUUAGUGCUGCCGAAAGUUGGACUGGAUGGGCUGUUACAUCUUUGACUAAAAAGAUCACUGGAGUAAAUGUUGAAGGCGAAAUUGCAGCAGCACCUACUGACAACACAAAUAGUGAUACAUCCGCACAUGCUCACGAGAAAUCGGGAAGCGAAUAUUUGUCACCUUCUCCGAGCUCGAGUGAUUCUAAAUGUGAGGCUCUCGAGAAAUCGGGAAGUGAAUAUUUGUCACCUUCUCCGAGCUCGAGUGGUUCUAAAUUACAUCCGACGGAUGGUUGGGAGUUGGAUGAUUUUGAAUGGGGUAACAAUGAUGGAUGGGACGAUGAUUGGGAUACUUCAAGACCAUCACCCGCAACGUCAACUAGAUCCGUAAGCCCAAUUCAAAAAUCGACGCCUUCUAUUACAGUUUCUAAGGAAGAGAGAGCAGCAGAACUUAACAAGAAAAGAGAAGAAAGACGACAGAGAAUGUCAAUGUUGAAAGAAAAAAAGAAAAAAAGUUCAGUACUCGGAGCAAAGAAAAUAUAA
Messenger RNA from Dentiscutata heterogama, 2343 nucleotides. NCBI's taxonomy places the organism in Eukaryota, Fungi, Glomeromycota, Glomeromycetes, Diversisporales, Gigasporaceae. The record is from the annotation of a GenBank genome assembly.